Oncorhynchus nerka (sockeye salmon) is the source of this 4857-nucleotide messenger RNA. RefSeq names its product angiotensin-converting enzyme-like. NCBI's taxonomy places the organism in Eukaryota, Metazoa, Chordata, Actinopteri, Salmoniformes, Salmonidae. The transcript is spliced from 25 exons. The record is from RefSeq and is a predicted model, not a curated record. Gene Ontology annotation, biological process: proteolysis. The coding region runs from base 223 to 4107 and encodes 1294 amino acids. Gene Ontology annotation, cellular component: plasma membrane. Gene Ontology annotation, molecular function: metallopeptidase activity; peptidyl-dipeptidase activity.
GAAAGGGGAAGGCUGCAGAAAAGUGUGGGCUGGGUUAGACUGCUAGCCACUUAAAAAGGAGCCGGCUGUGGCGGCUCAGCAUUUAAGGAACCGACAGAGGCAGUAGGAGAAGAGAAGCAGGAGGGAGACUUGGAUGAGAAAACCCCAGGGAAGGUGUUAGUUACUCUACUCUCACAUCAACAAGUGUAUUUUUAGCCUUCUCUACUUCUCUCUAGGGCCGGAAUGGCCAGAAUGCUUUGGGGAGCGGUGGUGGUGCUACUGCCACUCUUGGGACUCUGUCAUUUUGUCCUGCCGCCCGAGUGGGGGCCAGGGACCUUCCCUGCCACAGAGGCCGGGGCCAAAGACUUUGUCACUGCCUACAAUACCGUGGCUGAGCUGGUCAUCUACCAAAACCAAGAGGCCAGCUGGACAUACCAGACCAACAUUACGCCCCACAACGCCGAGAAAAAGGUGGAAUCUGAUGGGAUGAAGCAGGCCUUCACAGAAGCCUGGGGGAAGAAGGCCAAAGAUAACUUCUCUCCUACUGUGUUGGCCACCUUCAACACUACUCUGCAGAGGCGUCUCAAGAAGAUCAACAUCCUGGGAGCGGCUAACCUACCUGCAGGAGAAAGAAAUGAGUACAACGUCAUACUAAGCAAGAUGUCUGAAAUAUACUCUACUGCCAAAGUGUGUCCAAAGACUAAUGAAUGCUGGUCUAUUGAGCCAGAGCUGACAGAGACCAUGGCCAACUCACGGAGCUACAAGACACUGCUGUAUGCAUGGGAGGGUUGGCACAAUGCAUCGGGUGUGCCACUCAGGGCAGAGUAUACAAAGUUUGUGGAGCUUAGCAACAAGGCCUAUAAAGCUGACGGUUUCGAUGACACGGGAGCAUACUGGCGUUCGUGGUACAAGUCAAAGACUUUUGCGAAUGAUCUGGAGGCUAUUUACAAACAGGUGCAGCCGCUCUACCAGAAUCUUCACGCCUUUGUGCGCCGCAAGCUCUACGACCAUUACGGACCGAAAUACAUCAAUCUUAAAGGACCUAUCCCUGCUCACCUGCUAGGAAACAUGUGGUCGCAAACCUGGAACAACAUCUAUGGCAUGAUGAUCCCCUUCCCCGGCAAACCCAAUGUGGACGUGACCGAUGAAAUGGUGGCCAAAAACUGGAAUGCUACUCACAUGUUCCGGGUGGCUGAGGAGUUCUUCACCUCCCUCGGCCUCAUCAAAAUGCCCCAAGAGUUCUGGGACAAGUCUAUGUUUGAGAAGCCAGAAGGUCGCGAGGUGGUGUGUCAUGCAUCUGCCUGGGACUUCUACAAUAGAAAGGACUUCAGGAUCAAACAGUGCACCACAGUCAACAUGCAGCAGCUUUUCACAGUGCACCACGAGAUGGGCCAUGUUGAAUAUUACCUGCAGUACAAGGAACAACCUAUAAACUUCCGCCGCGGUGCUAACCCAGGCUUCCACGAGGCCAUUGGUGAUGUCAUGUCCCUCUCGGUGUCCACACCUAAGCAUCUGGCCAGCAUCGGCCUAUUGUCUAACGCGACCAAUGACAACGAGAGUGACAUCAACUACCUGCUGAAGAUGGCUCUGGACAAGAUGGCCUUCCUUCCCUUUGGCUAUCUCAUUGACCAGUGGAGAUGGAGUGUGUUUAGUGGGCGCACCCCCCCAGAGCAAUACAACGCAGACUGGUGGCACCUCAGGACAAAAUACCAGGGUAUAUGUCCACCCACCAAACGCACAGAGGAGCACAUGGACGCUGGAGCCAAAUAUCACAUUCCAGGAAACACCCCAUACAUUAGGUACUUUGUGAGCUUCAUUCUGCAGUUCCAGUUCCACAAGAAGCUGUGUCAGGCAGCCAAUCAGACAGGACCCCUGCACACAUGUGACAUCUACCAGUCCAAGGAGGCUGGAAACAUUUUAGAGACAGUCCUUAAAUCCGGAGAAUCCAAGCCCUGGGAACAGGUGCUCCAGGAUGCCAUCGGGACAAACAAGAUUGACGCCAGCUCCCUGAUGGAAUACUUUGGUCCCAUCAUCACAUGGUUGAAGGAACAGAAUGCAGCAAUGAAUGAGACCUUGGGCUGGCCUGACUUUAACUGGGUUCCACCCAUACCGGAGGGCUACCCCGAGGAUAUUGACAUGAUUGCAGAUGAGGUGCAGGCGAAGAAUUUCCUGGAGGAGUACAACAGCACUGCGGAAGUGGUCUGGAAUGCCUACACUGAGGCAUCAUGGGCCUUUAACACCGAUAUCAAUGAGAAGAACAGGCAGAACAUGCUGCAGAAGAAUUUGGACAUGUCUAACCACACACUGACCUACGGAAAGGAGGCCCGCAAGUAUGACACCACAGACUUCCAGGAUGGGGCCAUGAAGCGUAUCUUGAAUAAACUCGGUGACAUUGAAAGGGCCGGACUUCCCGACGAGGAACUGAAAGAGUACAACAAUUUGCUGGCCAACAUGGACACCAAGUACAGUGUGGCUGAGGUGUGCAGAGCCAAUGGGACCUGCCAUCCACUGGACCCAGACCUCCAGAAGAUCAUGGCUGAGUCCAGAGACUACGAUGAGCUGUUGUUCGCCUGGCAGGGCUGGAGAAAUGCCUCUGGCAGAGAACUGCGACAGGACUACAAGAGAUAUGUGCAACUGGCCAACAAAGCUGCCGCUCUUAACGGACAUUCUGACAAUGGAGCGUUCUGGCGCUCCAUGUACGAGACCCACUCCUUUGAAGAGGAUCUGGAGCAUCUGUGGAAGGAGCUGGAGCCCCUCUAUCUCAAUGUGCACGCCUACGUGCGCAGGUCUCUUUACAGGAAGUAUGGAGGCAAACGCAUCAACCUGAAGGGACCCAUCCCUGCACAUCUUCUAGGCAACAUGUGGGCGCAGACCUGGUCUGGCAUCAUGGACUUGGCCAUUCCGUACCCCGAUGCCACUCAAGUAGACGCGACACCAGCCAUGAUAGCCAAGGGCUGGAAUGCCACCAGGAUGUUCCAAGAGUCAGACAACUUCUUCACUUCUCUGGGGCUAUUGCCCAUGCCUCCAGAGUUCUGGGUCAAGUCCAUGUUAGAGAAACCCAAUGAUGGACGCAACGUGGUAUGCCAUGCCUCCGCCUGGGACUUCUACAACCGCAAAGACGUCAGGAUCAAACAGUGCACCGUGAUAACCAUGGAUGACCUCAUCACAGUGCACCAUGAGAUGGGUCAUGUGCAGUACUUCCUGCAGUACAAGGACCAACCUAUUUCCUUCCGCGACGGCGCCAACCCAGGCUUCCACGAGGCCAUUGGUGAUGUGCUGGCCCUGUCCGUUGCCACUCCCAAGCAUCUAAAGGAGAUUGGUUUACUGGAUGUGGUGGAGGACAACCCAGAGAGUACGAUCAAUUACCUCAUGAGCAUCGCCCUGGACAAAAUUGCCUUCCUGCCCUUUGGCUACUUGAUGGACCAGUGGAGGUGGAAAGUGUUUGAUGGACGCAUCUCUCAGGGGGAGUACAACAAGGAAUGGUGGAACAUGAGAGUGAAGUACCAGGGUGUGUGUCCACCUGUGGCCCGUACUGAGCAGGACUUUGACCCAGGUGCAAAGUUCCACAUCCCUGCUAAUGUGCCCUAUGUCAGGUACUUCGUGAGCUUCAUCAUCCAGUUCCAGUUUCAUCAGGCUCUGUGUAACACCGCCGGGCAUGUCGGCCCUCUCCACCAAUGUGAUAUCUACCGCUCCAAAGAGGCAGGGAAACUUCUAGGUGACGUGAUGAAGCUGGGUUUUAGUAAGCCCUGGCCUGAAGCGAUGGCUAUGAUCACUGGAGAGCCUAUCAUGUCCGCCAAGCCACUGGUACAGUACUUCAAACCUCUCACUGAUUGGCUGGAGGUAGAGAACAACAAGAAUGGCGAGGUCAGAGGCUGGCCGGAAUAUGACUGGAAACCACCACGUGACGGCUCAGAAACAUCUCCCCCAGCCCCAACCCCAAUCCCAGUUCUAGAUAAUGGUAAAGUGAACUUUCUGGGCAUGAGUCUGGAUGGUGCAGCGGCUGCAGCAGGCCAGUGGGUCCUACUGGUCCUGGGCCUGGUGCUCCUAGUGGCCACCAUCCUCCUGGGCUACAAGUACAAGAAAUCAAAACGAAGAAAUCUGUCCUCAUCUGAGCUGGAGCUGAAGUAAGGCUGCACGUACUACUCUAUUGGGAAAAUCACAUUCCCCCGGUAACAGCAGUGUCAUCAUCAGUGUUUGUACCAUGCAUCCUGAUUGGUUUUGUUUAUUAUUUUGGUCUGCUUCUGCCAUAUGUUGGAUGUCUUGUAUAUUUAUUGUAUAAAUUUGGAAUCUAAAUCAUUUUUACUAUGCAAAGAACAAAUAAUCUAACAGUCAUGUAAUUUAUUUGUAAUAGUUGAAACACUGAACAAAUGUUUCAACUGAUUGUUUGUAAAGUCAUUAAUUGUGUAUGCAUUGUUUUAGGAAAUAUAUAUAUAUUUUUUUUUCAUUCAAUACUUUGCCUUUUGAGAAUAAAGAGAGAGGAAUGUCCAUUUGCUCUCUAUUCAUUGGUUAAUGAGGUUCUGUGUGGCAAGAUAAGAUGGAUAAAACAAUUGAAUAGCAAUGUGUUUAAUCGAGCAGGUAAUGACAAGUUGUAUAUUCAAUCAAAUAAUGGGUAUUAAUAACGGGUAAAAACUGUUUAAUUACAAUACAUUGACACUGCAUGGUAUAAAAUAACACUACAGUGACGACCCGUCUUUCAGGCAGAGCCCCACCUGUUUUGAGUCCCACAUUUUAAGCAAAAAAAUAAUAUAUUUUUAUAUAUAUUUUUGGGGGGACUUGCCUGUUUUGCAUGUUAUUUUGGCAUUAAUACGUAUCACAUCAGUUUCCAAACACUGUAAAAAUAUAUAUAUCAUUGUGUUAAUAAAGCUGCAUGCAAACAUG